Molecule: messenger RNA, 395 nt
Organism: Candidula unifasciata
Lineage: Eukaryota; Metazoa; Mollusca; Gastropoda; Stylommatophora; Geomitridae
Source: the annotation of a GenBank genome assembly
CAAUCAGAAAUCAAAGAUAAAGGCAAGGCAUUGUCAGCUGCCAAUUUUGACAACACCUGGCAGAACAGACAGCUUUUCUCCCUGCCAACACGCCUGAUUGAGUCACCAGAUCAGUCUAUGGAAAAUGUUGGUGGAAUUCCUAAUUGUGUGACCAGUGGAUCACAAUCCCAUGUUGACUCCCAGACACACUUCAAAGUUGUGUUCCGGACUCCAGAUUCAACCAAAACACAGUCACAAACUCUUACUGAAGACAUUUUGGAACUAGACAAGCCAGAGCUUCAGAAGGUGAUCAAAUAUUUUACACAAAGACCUCAUACUGCACAUGGCAGAUUCAGUAAAGAGGAUUUAGAGGCAGCUUUUGAGGCUUCUAUGAUUAAAUACAAACAGUUGUUGAG